Molecule: messenger RNA, 5181 nt
Organism: Mugil cephalus (flathead mullet)
Lineage: Eukaryota; Metazoa; Chordata; Actinopteri; Mugiliformes; Mugilidae
Exons: 5
Coding region: 1-1584 (527 amino acids)
Source: RefSeq, a predicted model, not a curated record
AUGGUGGAUGGAGAGUUUUCCAGGCUCACGCGGAAGCAUGGCAUUAAAAUCUCUGCCAGCUUCCCGUGCAGCGUGGAAGACAUUGCACUGGUGGUGGGAGAGAAGGUCGGACACGGCAGCGUAAAGUCGGCCGCGAGGAUGAACGGUGCCAUGGUCAUAUUCCUGGACCAGGUGGAUAAGGUGAACCGCGUCAUCGAGAUCGGCAUCACGGUGAAAGGUAUGUAUGUAUCAGUGCUGCCGUUAACGCAGCCUGCAACCAAGGUGAUUCUAUCAAAUGUCCCUCCGUUCAUAACCGAUGAGUUUCUCAGUAGAGAACUGUCCAGACACGGGAAAGUGGUUUCCCCGAUCAAGAAGAUCCUGUCUGGAUGCAGGUCUCAGUUACUGAAAAACGUAGUGUCUCACAGGAGACAGCUUUAUAUGAUACUUAACAACCGGGACGAGGAGCUCAACCUCGUUUUCCGUGUCAAAGUAGAUGAUUAUGACUACGUGAUAUUCGCAACCUCAUCGGUUAUGAAGUGCUUUGGUUGUGGUGAGGAGGGCGUCAGGGAGCUGCCAUGUCUGGCCCGGGGGGUGGAUCCAGGGGCGGAGUCUGUCCAGCUGCCCUUCAGAACCACAGAGCUGCCUGAAGACACAAGAGUGGAGUGGAUGGACAGAUUCAACAGGAAGGUCCAUGUGUAUGAGAACGGUUCUGACCGUCCUGAAGAACAGAACCAGAUUUAUAGAAACAGAACGAAGAUGAAUGAAGACCUGCUGGAAACUGGAGACCUCAGUCUGACCCUGAAAUACCCCACAGAUGGAGACACCAACACCUACAUCUGUAGAGUCUACGACAAGGAGGGAGAGAUACUGAUGGUGAAACAAGUGGAGCUCAGAGUGAAAGUCCUCCAGGUGGAGGUGGAGUCAGGGGCGGAGUCUGUCCAGCUGCCCUUCAGAACCACAGAGCUGCCUGGAGACACUAGAGUGGAGUGGACGGACGGAUACAACAGGAAGGUCCAUGUGUAUGAGAACGGUUCUGACCGUCCUGAAGAACAGAACCAGUUUUAUAGAAACAGAACCAAGAUGAAUGAAAACCUGCUGGAAACUGGAGACCUCAGUCUGACCCUAAAAUACCCCAGAUAUAGAGACACCAACAUCUACACCUGUAGAGUCUACGACAAUGAGGGAAAGAUACUGAUGGAGAAAUAUGUGGAGCUCAGAGUGAAAGUCCUCCAGGUGGAGGUGGAUCCAGGGGCGGAGUCUGUCCAGCUGUCCUUCAGAACCACAGAGCUGCCUGGAGACACUAGAGUGGAGUGGACGGACGGAUACAACAGGAAGGUCCAUGUGUAUGAGAACGGCUCUGACCGUCCUGAACAACAGAACCAGUUUUAUAGAAACAGAACAAAGAUGAAUGAAGACCUGCUGGAAACUGGAGACCUCAGUCUGACCCUGAAAUACCCCACAGAUGGAGACACCGACACCUACAUCUGUAGAGUCUACGACAAGGAGGGAAAGAUACUGAGAGAGGAAAGAGUGGAGCUCAGAGUGAAAGGCAGAGUCCAGGUCCAGGAUGUAACGUCUCCUCUUAUGGCUGAAGAGUCAGUUUGAUCAGGUUGUUGAUCUUUGAUCAUUGAUCAGUGAAGGAUCUGAUGGACGAUGGAUGAAGAGAGGAGGACGCUCUGUCAGCUCCUGGUCCUGGUCUGAAGACUCUUUAAGGAUCAGGGUUGAUCAACAUGUUGUCCUCGUUGCUCCUAGACUAUAGAUAUUUGUCCUGAUCAGCUGAACACUGAGGACAGAUUGAAAUGAGUCUUUCAAAACAAACAUUUAAAGCAGAUGAAGAGACAGAAGACUGCAGCAUCCAGAGGAGAGAGUGGAGAGGUUACUGCUGGAAUUACAGGGUUAACCAGGAAACCACACACAUCCUUUACUCGGUUUGGAGACCAAACACAGAGUCAAAAGGGAACGAGACCUGGACCUCAUCAGAAACUAUUUUCGUGAAAUACUCCUUUUUCCUCAGAUUCCCUGCCUUCUCAUCAAUUGUCCUGCAUGUGGGUCCUCACCUCUACUGAUCCUGACACUGAGCACUGAUAGAUUUCAGCUGGUGUCUUGGCUUUCCAUGCCUUUUCCCACCUCCUUUUCUGUGUGUCAAUACUUUUUCUCUCUGUUAUUUCACAUUAUUACACAUAAGUUAAUUUCUGAACUUAUUUGUUCUGGUUUCUUUCUAUGUAUGGAUUACUGGGGUUGUUACCAACACCUGGUGAACAUUUCAUGUCAAUAGCACCUUUAGAAACAUGUUUACUAUGAAACAUUGUGAUGUGUUCAAUACUUAUUUUACCUGCUGUAUAGUGGAAGGUCCCUGUCCUAGAAACACAGCAGCUAAUGAAUGCAGCCAAUGACCAGUGUUGUUCAAGGAGCAUCUUUUGACCAAAUGUCUGUUUUUUGUUUUUGUUUUUUUGUCCUGAAAUCAUAAAUAAAAAAUAGUUUGGUUUGAAGGAAUUGGCCUUUAUUAGAUUAACAUACUAUUACAUUAUCUUCAUACCUGGACUCUAGAGAGAGCAAACCACUGUUCACACCUGGGGCCUCGUUAAUCAAACCGUGCGCUGAAACAGAUCGAUGCUUCGCAAAUGUUAAAUCAUUUUAAUUAGAGCAAAUUAACAUAAAGAAAAAUGAAAUUUCUCACAUUCCAAACACCAGCUAACAGACUGACUCUUUGUGUGAUCCCUGCUCUUGAUUGAAUUUUCGAGGUUUACACUGAAGUGCGUUUCUACAAGACAUAGUUACAUCUCCCAUUAUUUGUGUAUUGAUUGAAUGAAAUCAUUCCCUAUUCACGUAACUAUUAUGUGGUGUAUUGCGAUGUGGGUCAAUCUAUGGCUCCAAAUUAUGUUUAGGAAUCCGGCAAUGGCCCAAAAUUCUCGUUCAAUUUGGGCUUGUUGGUGACGUCUGUAUGGGAACUGUAUGUAAACUGAGGCCAGAGAAAUGAUUUCAUCCAACACUGCCGGGAUAUGCUGUGAAAUGCACAAACUCCAGGAGAUGUGCACUGGGUUGGCUUUGAUUUAAAACCAGAGUUUUAAAUCACGUCAUAAAUCCAUCAGGAUGUUUUUGGGGAAGCUGUUGAACAGAUCAGAUUAAUUAACGCUCUUUGAAAACGCACAGUUCUCAAAAUCCUCCAAUAACACAAGAUAAGUAAGUAGUGUACCUCAACUUUUCUUUUCAGGUUGUCUUUUAGAGCUUGUCACGCAAAAUAUUCAAAGUGUCUGCUAAACUACCGACUGAACAAUAUUAUAAGAGACCAGCAAUAUGUUACGUGUGAAGUUUGAGAUUAACACCACGGCUCUCUUAUUGGUUCUAUGCAGAGCUUAAUUUGUAAAUCAUAAGGUGCCAGAACCCAAAGUAUAACAGCUCAGGGAUGAUGAGACGGGCACAGGUCCCUGAACGUACACAGAAAACGUGCUGAAAACAACGUGAAAAUGCCCACUUACCACAUGGGACUUAGAAGUCUCAGUUUCAAAUAAUAAAUAAUAUCCAUGGUAGAAAUGUUAUGUCAAUAAUUAACAAUUAUUUUAGGUAGUAUACAGUCAGCAAUUCAUUUCAUAACAGGUCUAACGUGUCAAAAGAAAAAGAAAAGAGAGAACAUCCCAUCCCUGACCUGUCGCUGGACGUCCCACAAUCCUCUCCGCUCAAUGCGCUCUCCUCUCCUGAACCUUCCUGCAGUAAACCAGCUGAUGCCGGGGUUCCCGCCUGUUGCUCCGGCGGUUGGUGUUGGUCCAUCUGGCUGUCUGCUAGCGCUGUAGCUGGCUCCUGCUCCGGCUGCUAACACGUGCCAGCUAGCUUGGCUAGCUGUUGGUGAACCCUGCUAGCUGUUGGUGAACCCAGCUAGCUGUUGCGGCGCUAGCCUCCUGCUGCCGCUUGUGGAGGCUUUUCUGACUCGUUUUUAAGUGUCAUCCAACACUUCCUUCUUUUGAAAACAGUCAGUAACUCUAACUGUCUUUUUGACAUGUUUGCGUUGAAAUUGUAACCGUUUUUCCUGUUUCUACAGCAACGUUUAAUAGAGACGUAGCUGCAUCUCACGUCAUUUGUGUAUUUAAAUUAAAUCGUUUCCCGUUCAUGUAACUGAAUUCAUUGUGUAGUUUUAUUGAGAUGUUAGUCAAUCUAUGGCUCCAAAUGAUGUUUGGGAAUCCAGCAAUGGCCUGAAACCCUGGUUUAAUUUGGGCUCGUUGGUGAUGCCUGGAUAGGAACUGGAUGUAAACUGAGGCCAGAGAAAUAAUUUGGCCGGGAUGGUUCUAUUUAGUGUCGGCAGUGAAAUGCAUAUGUCUCCAAACUCUGGCUGAAAUGUUGCGGUGGCCAAACAUCUCAGGGUGGACAGGAGAUGAGCACUGAGCUGGUUUUGAUUUAAAACAAGAGUUUUAAAUAGGUCAUAAAUCCAUCAGCAUGUUUCUGGGGAAGCGGUGAUGGACAGAUCAGAUUCAUUAAUGCUCUUUGAAAACACACUGUUCUCAAAAUCCUCCAAUAUCACAAGAUAAGCAACAGUACUGUACUUCAACUUUUCUUUUCAGGUUGUCUUUUAUAGCUUGUCCAGGGAAAAACCUUGGAGGACCCCCUCAUAAUCCUUAUGCCAGUUAAACAUAUGUUUACCACCAUUUGUUUUAAAUUUGUGUUUGUUUUAAACUUUUCAAACUAAAAACUAACCUAAAAGACUUCUUUCAUACAAAUGAAAAUCAUUUCAUUUCAUCCAAACCACAUUUUGUCUUCACAUUUAUCAUUUAAAAGUUAUAGAUCUCGAAGCUUUCAGAAAAUGAACAGUAUCAAAAGUGGCUCAGUCCAAAUGAAUCAGUUCAUGUCAUCUGAACGGAGCAUCGCGUGGAGGAGCUCUUUGUCCUGGUGCAGUCGGUGCUCGGUGGGAGGGAGUCAGCUCCUCAGCUCCUACCUGAGAACUCUGUCCUCAGUUCGGCGACACAUCCUCAGACAUGAACAAGUUCAACAACAACUCCAGUCUACGACCGUCCUUCUUAAAGGGAAAGAGCUGCUCCUCUGACGGUGCAGUUCUUAAUAAAAAAAAAAUAAAAGCAAAGAUGGACAGAGCUUCUGUCACUGUAGCAACAAUGUUCCUGAGUCAAAUCCAGAUGAAUGAAUCUCUCAUACCUGGUUCCUGGUCUCAUAUCUGGUUCCUGGUUCCUGGUCCCAUAUCUGGUUCCUGGUCUCAUACCU